Molecule: messenger RNA, 6565 nt
Organism: Pocillopora meandrina
Lineage: Eukaryota; Metazoa; Cnidaria; Anthozoa; Scleractinia; Pocilloporidae
Source: the annotation of a GenBank genome assembly
GUUUUUCAGUUAACAUAUAUGCAAGCGGUACUGUAGCUCUUAUGACAUUUUGAUGUCAUCUCUGAUGUGUGAUCUACAUGACUUACAGAAGAGACACUUGGCAACAAACAUAAAAACUACCAGUAUUUGUUAAUCUGACCAUACAUGUAGCUUUCAGAACCAGGGGGUUUUUUGGGUACUCAAUGAAAAUAAAGGCAGUGGAGAGGUGAAACAAGCAGUAUUGCCUUCGUUUCUUCAGGCUGUCCACAGGCACGCAUGACUGGUCUUCAUUUUUCAAUAUGUAUUCAGAUAAUUCCAUCUCUCCUUGCAGUAAAAGUUUAGACUGAGUUGCUAUGACAAUUUGCAUUCAGUAGUAUACCAAACUCCAUUAUCUCAUGCUAGCCUGUGACUGCCCACCUGUUAACUAUGCAUUAAAAAAAUUGUUUGCUGUUUAAUCACACAUCUCUGAAAAUAAAUUGAGAGCACCAAGACAAUUGAUGUAAAAAUCCCAGUGUGAAUGCUUUCCACAAAAACUUUGAAGUUCUUCAGAAAUCUCUGGGCAAUUUUUUUUUCCAUGAGGUAUUCUCAGGAAAAAAACUUACCCUAUUCAACUCUGAAAAAAUUUUAUUUUAGGUGUACAUCAUAGUAACAAAGGUCAUUGCUUAAUUGCAGCUCCAUUUUCUGGGACAGAAGCUGGAAAACUGAUCAAAGUACAUGUUAAUUACACAGAAUGCUGUCAAAUUUUGAAGUGAAGAUACAGGACAUUCAAGAUGCUGCAAAAAGAAUUGAGCCAUAUGUACACAAAACGCCAGUGAUGACAUCCUCAACUCUUGACAGAAUGGCUGGCAGAGCAGUUCAUUUUAAGUGUGAAAUCUUCCAAAAAAUAGGAGCUUUCAAGGUAAAUGUCUUCCUAUGUAAAAGACUUUUAAGUAGGACAUUGAAAUGUAAUCUAACGAGUAACAUCUUUUCCACUUAUUUUGAAAGUAUCCUAAUAAUUAUAUUUUGAAGUUGCUCAGGAAGGAGAGAUGAAGGAAAUGACUCUAAUCUAUGGAUUUACAUAAUUCCCCUUUAUGAAGAGGUUAGGUCAUCCAAUUUUGGCUAUUGGUCAGUCCAGAGACUAUCAGGAUACAAGCUUAGAACUAUGCAAGAGUUUGCACAGGGCUCAAAUCUCAAGUUUGCUCAAAAAUGGUGUAAAAGAAUAUUUUUGAAAAAACCUCAGACCUUUGACCCUCAAAAAACUUGACCCCCUUAAUAUUAUACCCAGGAUAUCUUGAAAAUUCAGACCCCCUUAAACUUAUAUCAGGGAUAUCUUGAAAACUCAGACCCCCCAAAAGAAUCAUACCCGAGAUAUAAUGAAAACUCAGACACCCCUAAAAAUUCAUACCCCUUGUUACCUCAAAAAGCCCCAGACCCUAAAAAUCAUAUAUUUUUAUGUCUUUAAGACUCAGACCCACUCAUUUUGAAUAAUUUGUGAGAUUUCAAUACUAAGUAAUUUCAGGGAUUUAAAUCACAACAUAUAAUAGAGCCAUUAUGUGCAUCUCAUAAGUACAUGUAAGUUAUCUUUGAUCUCUUCAAGUGUUAGGAAAUAAGGAUUCAGUUUGUGAAUUAAAACAAAUUUGCAAACGUUUUCAAAGAAUAAGGUACAUUUGGGAGAAAUGUGUGUUGCCUGAUACUUUUCACAACACAGUGACCAAAUUCUCCCAUUUGAAGUCUUCAUCAUAAGAUUAACAGUGUCAAGAAUUUCACUAUGGCAAUGUCAUGCAAUAAAACCAAACAAUUUGAUACUUACAACUAAAGGUUGGUGUAAUAUACAAAUAGGAGAAAAUAGCAAAUGACUGUGGGACCUGGAGGAGAUAGUUCUAAUAUCUCAAGAAAUUGUCUAACAAAGAGUAUUUUUUUCAGAUUAGAGGGGCAAUGAAUGCUGUUAUUCAGUUGUUGAAUUCUCUGCCUGAUGAUCAAAGACCUGUGCUGGUGACUCACAGUAGUGGAAACCAUGCUCAAGCAAUUGCUCUGUCAUCAAAAAUCAUGGGACUGCAGGCUUUUAUUGCUAUGCCAAUAAAUGCUCCCUCAGUUAAGAAGGCUGCAGUAAGAGAAUAUGGUGCAACUAUUGUUGACUGUGGUACAUCAGCUGAGGUACAUCAUUGGUAAAGAAAAGACAUGUAACUAGGAAUUAGGAAAAGAUUACAUUCAAUUAUGAAUGACACCCUACUAUCUCAGUUCCUUUCUUUACAUCUCCACUUCCAGGCAGAAAGAAAGACUCUGGGAAAAUAGAGUCAAUGCAAAUUUUCUGAAACAGAACAUUUGCAAUCCUAGGCUUUUUGAUUGUCAUUCUCAGAAAUAAUCAAAAUGCAUAGUUGAAAAUGUAAAUAAUUUAUUCGAAAGAAAAUAUCCACAGAAUGACCUAAGUAUGUUGUAAUUAAUGUGUAAUUGUACCAAUCAUUUUCCAGGAGUUUUAAAUCCUGAAUAAAAAGUUUUAACCCACUUAUCAGCUCACAUUUGUGGUAUGUCCUAACAAUUUUCUCCCAACUGGUAAACCAAACAAACAAGGACCAAAUGCAACAAUUAACUUUGUAUGCCUUUUUUCAGGACAGGGAAGCAACUUCUCAAAGAAUCCUUCGAGAGACUAGUAAUUCCUAUCUUAUACCUCCUUUUGAUCAUCCUCACAUUAUUGCUGGUCAGGGUACUCUUGGUCUGGAAAUAUUGGAACAGGUCUUUGUAGUAUUGAGCAGAUUUGUGAAAUUGUAAUUAAAGUUCUUUUGUAGUUAUAAGCAAUUGGUAGUUAUAAUUAUUUUCUAAUUACUGCCCUUCAUUUUUUUCUCACUAAUUAACCCUAUAUUUACUUGAUGUUAUUAAUGAUUAAGCUAAGCCCAGCAUGUACCUGCUUGUCAGUUUAUUUGUUUGUGUGUUUGAUUGGUGUUAAUUGAAAUUGACCAGGGAUUAAUUAUUUUCUAGCUGUGAUAUUUAAGGUCAACUUACCAGCCAUUUUUUUUUGGCAUUAUUUGUUUUGUUUUGCUCACUCAUGGUGUUGUUCAAGAUUAUUCCUAUUUGGUCCCUUUCUUUUAUGCAGUUUUCUACAAUGUAUUCAUUUGCUGGUAAACUUUCCAGAGCAGUGGGACUUAAUUUGCAAGCCGUCUGUCAAGAGGGCUACAAUGAAGUACAUUCAUGUGAACCAUUUUAAGAGGCUGGAGAAUUUGAUUGCAGGAUCUGUUCACUCUGUUCUCUUGAAAAUUAGUUUUUUUUUGGUUUUCUUUAAAUCAAAUUUAGCAAUCAUUCCUUGUCAGUGCUUCACUUGACUAGAGAGAUACUGGUAGCGGCUAGUAUAGACAUAAUAUGUCUACAUAUUAGUGUUGGAUACAACAGGGAAUGUUUUGGAAAUUGUGUGAUUUAGAUAAUCUCCCUUUCACUGCCUCUCUCUAAUAUCAAUCCCACAGCCACGGUACACUUCACACAAGACAGUCAGUAUACAACACAACUUUUCUAUGUAAAUCUACAGUACAGCUCAAAGAUAAGGAGACAUCACACACUAGUGCCAUACGCUUGUCUUACCUGUCUGAGUCUGUAAACAGACUAGUCUAAAAACAUGUUUAGAUGACAUGUAAAACAGUUAUGAAAAUGUCAAUGGAAACAGGUUUAUUUGGAAUCUGUUAUUCUUUCCUUUAAUGUUAAGAAUGAAAUGGUUCAUGAACAGUGAUCAGUUGCAGUAGACAUAAAAGGAGGAUCCUGAUGCAUUUUGAAAUCAACCUUCAUAUCAGCCUGGAUUUCAAAGAACAUUUCUGACACAUUUUGAAAACAACCCUGAUUUCUAGGCAACUCAAAAAACUACCUUGAUUUCAAUGCAACUUGAAAUUUUCACAGGUGACCAGACUAUGUGCGACUAUGAACAGUUCUCUCAAAAAAGUCUCUUGUCAUGCCAUUGGGGUAAUGCACUAAAGCACUGGAAUGAUUGCUAAAUUUGUUUUAAAGAAAACAAAAAACAAUUUAUUGUCAAGGGAACAGAGUGAACAGAUCCUGCAAUCAAGGUCUCCAACCUCUUAAAGUCAAUGUCUGGUCUUAGACUUGUUCUAUUUGUGUGAAUGCACAUAAUUUGGACCCCUUAUCUUUAAGCUUCACUGUACUCAAGAGCGAUCUCUUUAACUUAUGGUUUAUGUGGUCCAUAGGUGCCAAACUUGGAUGCAAUAAUUGUCCCAGUUGGUGGUGGUGGUAUGCUGAGUGGGAUUGCUAUAGCUGUCAAAGCAUUGAAGCCUGAUAUAAAAAUUUAUGCAGCUGAACCUGCAAAUGCUGAUGACUGUGCUAAGUCAUUUGCUGCAAAUGAAAGGAUUCCACUUCAAGGUAUGGUGUUUUGAGUUGUAGUCAAAACAGAUCCCAGACUGAAUCAAUGCUUGUGAUAUUUAUGAUUUGGAUUUGUUGGCUGAUGCUGUGAUAAGUGGAAUCCUACAUCCCCCAAGAGUGACAAGUUGUGUUGUCUAGCGAUAUUAGCUUCCCAAUGUUCUGUCAGAUAUUAAACUUUUCAUGCUUUUGAAUGAAAGAUCCUCUAAAAAAAUUGAGCUUGCAUCUGCCCCAUUUAGUAAUAUUUUGGCAUGUAAGGGACUGCUUGCUUUUAGUAUACAGAUGUAAACAUUUUCGAAUACAGGAAUUUCGCCUAUUGAUAUUCACAUCUUAUUGGUCAAUUUCACACCCCAAUCCAUGCUUGUAAAGUGCAGAUCCAAAUGUAACAAGAGGGUAGUCUCCCAAUAAUCUCUUUCAUAGCUUUUGUUGAACGCAGCUAUGAGAGAAAUCCUAUAAUGUGAUUGAACAAUGGCUACCAAAAGCCAGAGCACAGAGAUCAAAUCAGCAUAAUUACUUGGAAAGUUGCAGGAAGGUGGCAAAAGCUGGAAGAAAAUAGCAAUAUCAUGCAUGGGCCAAAGGAGCAUUUUAAAGCAUUAGAAUAGCUAAGGAUUUCAAGAGUCAUUGACGUGUACAUGUAAUUAAUUCAGUGAUAAAAUAUAUAUGGACAAAAAAUUUUAAAAAAAUUAAGUUGAGGGUAUGGGUAUUUGUUUUUAAGCCUCUUUGUCAAUAUUAUUUACAUUCCUUUUUAUGGCAUGUUGUCAUUGGCAACACAGGCAUUCUAAGUUUAAUGGACCUGUAACCUACCAGGUGACACACUGUUAGGUUGUGCAACAGACUGUUGACAGUUUUUUUAGAUGCCAUCUGCAUUUAUUAUUCUGCAGAGUUGGAUAGUUACCAUACUUGUAUGUGAUUUUCUGGAAGCUUUGCUUUUGAGAUAAGAGCAACCUUGCAUUGCUGCAAUACAAGUAAUUACAAGUUCACAACCCUGUUUUAUCUCUAGUUUAAGUACUUAAUGCACAAGUUGGCCAUAGGUAUUCUUUGAUUUAACAGCUGCAUGAGGGGAAAAAUACUAACAGUCAACUAAGAGUGCUAAUCUGUGGGAAAUGAAAACAUGUUAAAUGUUAAGUCUCUACAACAAAAAAGAAUACCUCUUAUGCCUUGCUAAUGGCAUCUAGCAAUUCUUGGUGUUUUGAGGAUUCUUUGCCAUCAUUGUUAUUAUCUUGUCCAGAAAUCAAAUAUAAAGAUUAAUUGGGUUUAGGUUUUUUGGUGAAAUAGCUCUCUCCAGAGAAAUAGCUCUCUCCAGACGAGUAAUGUAUUUUUGGUCAGCCAAGUAAUGACAAUACAUUACAGAUUUACCAAUGAAAACAAUGAGCUUAAGCCCUCUGUGUCUUUACAGGCCCUCCUAGUACUAUAGCAGAUGGAUUGAGGACAAGUGUAGGCCAUGUAACAUGGCCAAUCAUUAAAGACAAAGUAACUGACGUCAUAACGGUCACAGAAGAAGAAAUCAUAACUGCAAUGAGGGUACUGUGGGAAAGAAUGAAGCUUCUUAUUGAGCCAUCAGCAGCUGUAGGUGUGGCAGCCAUUUUGUCAGAGAGAUUCAGAGCACUUCCUAACCUGAGGAAUGUUGCUGUAGUGUUGUGUGGUGGCAAUGUAGACCUCGAUAAUCUCCCUUGGAAGAAGUAACAACUGCAAUUCAGUUUUGGGAAGAAAUGCAAACAAAUAAAUUAGGGACUACAAAGUAACCUGCACUGGAGGUGUUUUUUCAGGACAAGUUAACAUUUAGAAGCUGGUUUAUACAACUACCCAUGUUUGAUAUGGCAUUAGAGUCCACCUUAAGGGAAGGAAGCAGAGAAAGGCAAAAUAUUAGUUAUCCCAUCCCCUCCCCUCUCUCUCUCUUUUUGACUGUUGCUCACCCCCUCCCUCCAUAAAGCAAAUUUCUUUCUCUCCCCAGCCUUCCUCUGCUGUAAAAAUCAAAGAUGGCAGCUAUAAUUUUUCACUUAGAUACUACUGAGUACUUGCCUGCCAAAAUUAUGCCUAAUCUUCAGGCCAACUACAAAGUUCAAUUUUCCUCUCAUGUGGAAUUGGUAACAUUGGUCUAGCAAGAUAUCAUGUAUUGAUGUAAAGCUGUAAUAUACCAGACAGUGAAAGGCCCCCCAUAGGAUGAUGCAUACAAAUGAGAUUGACUUGCAUAGCUGAUAAGAUUUUUCAAAGUAUGUCUAAUGUGUAAUAAAAAAAGUUACAUGGCAAAUAAAUUGAUACA